Bradysia coprophila is the source of this 711-nucleotide messenger RNA. It is a transcript of the gene REPTOR-BP, whose product is annotated as REPTOR-binding partner. Gene Ontology annotation, molecular function: DNA-binding transcription factor activity. The record is from RefSeq and is a predicted model, not a curated record. Gene Ontology annotation, biological process: regulation of DNA-templated transcription. Lineage: Eukaryota; Metazoa; Arthropoda; Insecta; Diptera; Sciaridae. Gene Ontology annotation, cellular component: nucleus.
UGUAUAUUUUCCUUGUCAAAGUGUAUAACGAACGUAACGCGAUUUUAUGGUUUUACUUUCAAUCAAAGGAAAAAGUGAUUUUUUAAUAAUUCAAUUCAUUUAAAUCGAACUAAAAGUGUGUCGAAAAUUCUGAUAAAAUGGACUACGAAGACAUGGUGAUCGCAGAGGAACCAAAUUUAUCUGAACGUAAGGAAGCAGGAAAGCGAGGAAGAAAACCGGGACGCAAAGCAGCAGCUGAUAAGGUUGAUAUGAAGGCAAAACUUGAAAGAAGUCGUCAGAGCGCUCGUGAAUGUCGAGCUCGUAAGAAGCUACGCUAUCAAUACUUGGAAGAACUUGUAGCUGACCGUGAGAAAGCUGUUUUGUCAUUGCGUGCUGAAUUGGAAAAGUACCGACAAUUUGCAUCAGAAUUGGAUGCUGGCCGAUUUCCAGAAGAGAUGCAGGCAAUAUUGGAAGAAGUCGGUGCUUUGAAACAAGAAUAAGUGUAACUGGAUUUCGGUUUAUAAGUUGAAGAUUUGAAAGUUGGUGUUUGUGUUAUUGAGUUUGCGACUGUUCAAUUCAAGUUUUUGUUUGUUUGUUUCCUCUUUUUCACAACUUUUUUCUAUUAUUUUUUAUAAAAAUCUGAUAUUUAUAUGUUUUAACCAUUUAAAAGGCAUUUGCUUCAAACAUAUGAAUUUCAUGUGGACAGUACAAAUAAAGGAUAUUUUCGUAAAA